Molecule: messenger RNA, 692 nt
Organism: Corylus avellana
Lineage: Eukaryota; Viridiplantae; Streptophyta; Magnoliopsida; Fagales; Betulaceae
Product: VQ motif-containing protein
Cellular component (GO): nucleus
Source: RefSeq, a predicted model, not a curated record
AUGAGCCCUGCACAAUUCCAUGCAAAGAAGGAAAUGAUCAAUAACAAUGCCUUCUGUCCACCUCCCUUGAAAGUCAAUAAGGACUCCCAUCUCAUCAAGAAACCAUCGUCUACAUCAUCGUCUACGUCACCGUCGUCUUCAUCGUCGUCUAUUAAUGGUUUAACGGGGCCGAACAAGCCCCAACAACGCCACCCGGUCAUAAUCUACACUCAUUCUCCAAAGGUAAUUCAUACGCACCCUAGCGACUUCAUGGCAUUGGUGCAAAAACUCACUGGACUAUCGCGCUCCGAUGACGAGGAGGCUGUUGCCACGCAGCAUGAUCAUCAUCGAAAAUCCGAACCCGGAAAUGAUGCCGAUUUGAAAAUAUUGAACUCGGAUCACGAGAACAAGAACAAGAAUAUUGGACUAGGAAACCAUGAUGAUAAUGAGUCGUCUUCAGUUGUUACUGACGAGAAUUGUAGCAGCAUAGGUGAUUUCGGGCAAGUGAUCAAUUCUUGUUUUGUGUCGCCAAUUUUUGAGCCACCGACGAAUGCAUACAUGACAAAUCUUCCGGUAUUCACACCGAAUUCGACGGAGUUCUUGUGCUCCAAUCAACCUUUCUAUAACUACAACGAUCCUUUGUUUUUAACGUCUGGCAUGACCAUGGGGAUUAAUGAGUUCUGCGACUAUUAAACAAGGUUUUUAAUAACUUU